AUGGCCUAUUCCACGGCCUUCGCUGAUCUGACCAGUAUACAAAGCCCGAAUUGUGAGAGGGAAAAGUGUCACGGUAUGACUUUCCGCUUUAGCAAAGAGUUCCCUGUCGCCCCAGGGGACAUGGCGGGCUUGCCGCGCAAGUUCACGAGUUGCUUAAUUGUUGUCAUUGCCUUGUUGGUUGAGCAAACUGUACAUGACAGCAUCAUUUAUGAUCGAGUAUAG
Penicillium hordei is the source of this 222-nucleotide messenger RNA. RefSeq lists its product as uncharacterized. The record is from RefSeq and is a predicted model, not a curated record. The transcript is spliced from 2 exons. Lineage: Eukaryota; Fungi; Ascomycota; Eurotiomycetes; Eurotiales; Aspergillaceae. Bases 1 to 222 code for a protein of 73 amino acids.